AUGGCAUUGAGUAGACAGAUGUCAACUUACAAGAAGAAAAUGAGGAUGCAUAUUUCGAAAUCUAUGAGCAUAGCUAAGGUCUGGGACAUUGCUGGCCCCAUUGUUUCUGAACAAAUUGCUGGAUCGACGUACUUGCCGAUUCCCUAUUUGGUCGAUACAAAGGCCUAUCGAAUUGGUCACAUAUUCGUUCAAGAACCCACUGAUGUACAGUGUUUCUGUGCUGUACCAAUGCUUAAAGUACUAGGUCCCAUUCAAGACUUCCUCAAGCAGGGGAAAAGCGACGACAAGUGGCUGAGCAAGGAUCUAAAUGCGAUCAAAUCAACGGACGAUCACAUGAAUUUUCUAGUUGAGAUUGAGAAUGGCAAGAACGUCCUGAGAUUCAGAGCUUUCGACUACUACUUCCUGGAUAUGGGGUCAGACAUGUCGGCCAAGGGACAAGUGACCAUAGAUCGUUCAUCCCACGAAGACUUGUCCCGAGUGGAAUGGUUUGGUCUGAUCACCGGUGUAAUCGCUGCGAACUCCUGGGAGAUGUUUUCGGCAAGAGGUCAGCGUGAGAGAUCGUUCUACAUCGGUGAAAAAUCGAACACUAUCCUGUUUAAGUACGAGAUUUGCAAAACGGACGAUAACGGGAACGUCUACGACACGACCACCGAGAAAAUAGAAUGCAGAUGGUUACCGUUGCAGGAAGAUCAUUUGGAUGGGUUGCCUCUCAGCGAAUUCGUGUCUCAGAGUAACAAAGGCUAA
Molecule: messenger RNA, 744 nt
Organism: Dufourea novaeangliae
Lineage: Eukaryota; Metazoa; Arthropoda; Insecta; Hymenoptera; Halictidae
Exons: 5
Coding region: 1-744 (247 amino acids)
Source: RefSeq, a predicted model, not a curated record